Molecule: messenger RNA, 1980 nt
Organism: Cladocopium goreaui
Lineage: Eukaryota; Dinophyceae; Suessiales; Symbiodiniaceae
Source: the annotation of a GenBank genome assembly
AUGGGUCCUCGUCGGGCGACGCCCCCUCAACGUGCACCCAGCUCCAAAGUGUCGACUCCCUCGGAGCCGCCAACGCCCAAGAAAGAGGUCUUCAAUGGUCUCUUUGGAGGUUUGGAUCUCACUUUUGACGGCGGCCCAAAGUUUGGACCUGAUGGAGAACCUCUUGAGCACAAUGCGACGGGCCUGGAGCACACCUUUGGUCAGCCCAACGCCGAAGUCGGAGACAUGGAGCAUACCUUCGGGAAACGAGAAAAGGUGGAGUUAAAGACUACGGCCUGGUACCACGCGGACAGUGGACGGCAGCAAUUGGAAUAUGCUGCGCAACGUGACUUGCAGGCCAUUUGUGAAACGGUGGAAGAGAUGAAAGCUCGUGGACGAUGUCUCACAGGCAAAUUCACCAACGACCCAGAGAUUAUCCCGGACCGGAAGUUCCCAGAAGUUCUUCCAUUCCCACCAGAGAUGGCGCAACUGAUGCUGCGUCGCCAGCUGGAUGAGGACGUAGAGGACGAGGAUUUGGAAGAGCCGACAUUCCCAGGAUACACGGCAUGGCAUCGACUCUCCGAGUUUCAACCCUUGGCAGGCGGCACGGCGCGUGUCUUUCAGGAGGGCAAUUUGUCGCAUUUGGGUCGUGUUUUUCCUGGACAUUUGGAGAACAUGUAUCUGGUGGAAGCUUUGAACGCCGUGUCUCUUCGCCCCAAAUUAGCACGGCAACUAUUCCUUUGCUUUGAUCAGGAGCGCGCAGUGUACAUCUUAUCCCUCUUCAAGAACGGCAUCUGGAUGAAAGUGGAAGUCGAUGACUAUGUGCCAGUUGUGGGAGGGGAACCACUUUGCUGCCGUUCAGAGAAGUUUCCACAUGUCCUUUGGCCUUCUCUGGUGGAGAAGGCAUAUGCCAAGGUGUCAACGCUGCGGGAUCCAUUGCGCCUUGAGGAGAACAGUGGCGGCUGGCUGGCCGUGGGAGGCGGCGGUUGUGCAGAGGAUGCCUUGGUGGACUUGACGGGCGGCGUUGCGGGGCGCUUCUACACGGCGGAUGUGUCCCCUGACCGGCUCUUCCUGUACAUCUACACCCUGCAAAGUGACACCCUCUUCGUGUGUCAUGUCAAUGACGCGAAAUGCGCCCGAACGGGAGUCUCCUUGAACCCGUGUGCAUCUCAUGUCAUCAAUCGCGCAGCAACCUUCGAUGGACGUUGCUUCGUGCAGAUCUUCAGCGCCGACGUGAGCGGAGUGCACGACGGGGGCCUGUCAGAUGCGGUGCCAUUGGAGCUCUGGCGCGACUAUCCAGAGAAGGGCUGGGAGGGUUUCUUUUGGCUGACCAUCGAAGAUUUCCACGCCUACUUCGAGACCAUUAUCGAGUGUCGCUUGACCAGCAGCCCUGAUGUCAGCAUCCAAGGAAUGCCUGGGCGCUUGCCGAAAGGGCUGCCGUAUAUGGAGACCCUCUUCGCGAAUCCUGGGCGCGUCAUUGCGCAAUAUCCUCCCGAGAUCACAGUGACCACUCGUGGGCCCUGCGAGGUGAUCGUUGCCACCAUGCAAAUGGAUUCUCGGAUUACUCAGGUUGGUUCUGAGAGACAGCCCUACAUCCCUCUCAUCAUGAAGGUCUAUGAGAGCCUCGGCAACAACAUGUACAGCGCUCACAUGGUCUGUCGCUCCAAUUGGAUCCCCACGCGCGAUGCCAUGGUGGCCUUCCAGACCGCAGCUGGAGGUGUGUUCAAGGUCAUUGUGGAAAUGCCCGAGCACAGUGGAUGUGAUCGCCUGGUGAUAAGGUGCUAUUCCACCAGCCCAGCUGACUUCAUGGUGAACCCGGCCAUGGCCAAACACGUCCUGGCACUGCCACAGGCACCUCCCGUUGCCUCGCGCCUGUCGCUUGUGGGGACCGUGGAUCCUGCUAGACUCUUGCGCGACGACGUCCCUGAGCCCAUGAGUGAUGACUUGGACACCAUCAGGAGGCGUCACAAUGCUGUCCAUCGAUCCUGCGUGAUGAUGUGA